GCAGCUCGGACUCAGGAGUCAAAGCGCCAAGCAGACCAGGCAUGGCGAGGGGGGGAAGUGCCCUGGGCCGAUUGGUGCAGUGGGCCUGCCACCAGGCGGCGCCGUCACUGCAGGGGCCCUCGCACUCGCAGCUGGUGGCUGCGAAGGGCUGCAGCGGCUUGGGUGCUGCCAGCACUGGCGGCAGCAGUGGAAUGCUAAACAGCUGUGGCGGCCGGGCCCUCAUGAGCUUGCGCUCGGCGCCGCCUCAGCAGCAGCUACAGCAGCUGCAACAGCUCCGUGGGAUGGGGACAGGAGUUGCCAAUGUUGAGGCCAAAGUGCUGCGCAAAGCUCGCAAGCUUGCAGUCGCUGUAGGCGGUCUGGCGGGCGUGUUUGGUAGUCUGGUGGGUGUGGGCGGCGGAGUGCUCAUCUCGCCCAUCAUCGCGAACGCCUGCAAGACCAUUCCUCAGCGGGUCAUCAGCGGCACCUCGCUGGCGGCUGUGGCCGCCACCGGCAGCGCCGCUGGCUAUGUGUAUUACACCAGCGGCGCUGUGGACCUGACCAGCGCGGCCCUGAUUGCGGUGGCGGCGGUGGCCACGGCGCCACUGGGCGCCCGCGCCACGAAGGUGUUUGACUGCGCCAUGCUGCGACGGCUGAUGGCGUACUGGCUCUUCAUCGUGGCGCCGCUGGUGCCGCUGAAACCCUACCUGAUGAAGACCUACGCAGGCACGGGCCCGGACGGCACCAGCGCCACCGGCACCUCUGUGUCGCCCACUACCCCCGACGCCACGUCAGCAACACCCGAUGUUGACGGUGCGGAGAAGCCGUUGUGGCGGCCGCUGCGCAGCAGUGACGCAGUGCUGGUGGCGACUGGCACGGUUGCGGGCUUCGCGUCCGGCCUGCUAGGCAUUGGCGGCGGGACCAUCGUGACGCCGCUGCUGACCAUCGCGACCGGUCUCCCUCAGCUGUCGGUGCUGGGCACCUCCCUGGCAGCAAUGGUCGCGCCCUCGCUCAUAGGCCUGGCGCAGCACGCGCGCAUGGGGAACGUGGACGUCUUGAUGGCGGCGGGGCUGGUGCUGGGGACCACCCUGGGCAGCAGCGCCGGCAGCCGCCUGGCACUGGAGCUGCCAGACGGGGUGUUGGAGUGGGUGUUCUGUAUCGGCAUGUUGUACCUGGGCCGCAAGACGCUGGCGGGCGCGAGGGCGACAGCAACGCCGGCGCCGGCGGCGGCAGCUGUGGCAGGGGCAAAGGCGCCGCAGGGGGCGGCUGGCGCGGCGGCGGCUGUGGGCGGGACUGCGUCAGCGCCCAAGGCGUGAUGCGGGGGGUCAGCGGGAACGGGAGCGAGACGGAAGUCGGCGCAAGGGCUAGGCGUUGCUUGACUUGGACGCAAGGCUGUGCGGUAAUGCGCGUAGCUACCAGGUCGAGAUGUUGAUGGCAUGGUCACCAGCAGGUUAUCAAAACCCCGCUUGCACUGUUGUUGUUACUCUGGUGCAGCCCUGGUCCAGUUGGUUCUACAGCGUGCACAGUCAGUAGUGAACCAGCGCUC
Chlamydomonas reinhardtii is the source of this 1522-nucleotide messenger RNA. RefSeq lists its product as uncharacterized. The coding region runs from base 42 to 1292 and encodes 416 amino acids. The transcript has 7 exons. Lineage: Eukaryota; Viridiplantae; Chlorophyta; Chlorophyceae; Chlamydomonadales; Chlamydomonadaceae. The record is from RefSeq and is a predicted model, not a curated record. Gene Ontology annotation, cellular component: membrane.